Cuscuta epithymum is the source of this 3077-nucleotide messenger RNA. The record is from the annotation of a GenBank genome assembly. Lineage: Eukaryota; Viridiplantae; Streptophyta; Magnoliopsida; Solanales; Convolvulaceae.
UCAUAUCCCACUUCUCCGUCUAAGUUACGUGCUCAUAUUUAAAAAUAUUAAAACAAGUUUCCAGAACUUUUUAUGUACAUUCGAUUUUCUUAUUCUUAUAUAUUGUGUAUUGUAAUGAAUUUUUUGUUAGAAGCUGAUUCCAUUUUUGUCUGUUUAUAAUCCAUGUAUAGUGACGAUCUAAGGCUAACAUGUCAUUUUAUAUCUAAUGAAAAAAGGAAAAAUUGAAUAAAAAAUAAUCAAAAUGAACACCUUUUACUGCUGAGUGCUGAGCAUUUCAAGUGUUGGAACGUUGCUGCUCUGAUUGUUUUAUCAUGAAUGGAUACUUUACUUUGGCUGUUUCCUUUUCAGUUUCACCCUUGUGACUAUUCUUGAGUAAUUUAUAAAUCUAAAAAAGGGUAAGUUACUCUUUAUACACCUUCGUGUAUAUUUCCAUAGCAAUUAUAGUCUCUCCUUAGUCCUUGUACUUUUAGUGGCUUUCCCCCAACUAUAUCAAUUUCAGCCCUCUUUGUUAACAGUGGAAUAAGCAUUCAUGGAUGUUACUUUAUUACAGUUUACGAUUGAAUCAUUAUAUCUGUUGUUACACAACAUAAGAUUGGUCAUUGAACAUACUCCCUAUUAACUAUUUCUUCAGUUAACUAUUGCUCAUGCUGUUUGUUUGUUUGUUUACCCAUCUUUCCAUAGGUUUCUUCACAUUCAGGGUUAUGGAUCCUAGGUUCAACAGGUUUCCCGACUCCUCUGCGACCGAAUGCCAGUUGGAAAAUGAGAUCAUUCUUUCUACGUUAAAAGAAUCACAAGACAUUCCAGACAGCCAUAAGGAUGCCACUUCUAUGACACAUGCUCCUACUUUGGACUCCCGAAAUGAUCACGACUCUGGUCCCGCACUCAAGUACAUUAGCCAGAUGCUAGUGGAUGAUAGUAACAUUGAUGAGAAUAAUUAUCCCUGCUUGUUUUAUGACCCUAAUUCCCUCAGAGCUGUUGAGAAUGUCUUUUAUGAUGCCCUUCAUCAAAACCCUUCAGUGCCUUAUCAAGUACCUCUUUUUGUUAACAAUAAAUCUGGGAGCCUGGACAGCACAUUUGGGUGCUCCGGUGAUUAUAGUACCGGACUAUUUAGUUCUUCAUAUCGCUUGAAUAGUAUAGUGAAUACCAAAAUGGACACUUCUGAAACUGUUGUGUUGGGUCCAAAUGUGUUUAAUGAUACUGAGUCCAUCUUGCAAUUCAGGAGAGGUGUAGAGGAAGCAAGUAGGUAUUUUCCUUCCGGAAAUCAGUUGCUUUUCAAUAUAGAGAAGGGGCAUUCAUCUGAUUCCUCUAGAGGAAAGAAGCACCAACACCGAGGUGAUGUCGGGUUAGAGGAAGAAAGAAGCAGUAAGCAAUCUGCAGUUUAUGGGGAGGAUGAGGUGCUUGAGUUAGUAGAGUUGUUUGAUAAGAUUUUUCUGUUCUCCAAUAAUAUGGAUCCUCCAUCUGUAGUUGAGAAGAGCACCCAACAGAAAGGGCGAGGUCGUGGGAAGGGAUAUUCAAAGAAACAAGGAGGGGCUUGUGAAAAUGUGGAUAUAGAGUCUCUUUUAACCAGCUGUGCACAGUCUAUUGCUGAAGCUGAUCAUAGGAUUGCAGAAGAAAAGUUAAAGAAGAUUAGGCAGUACUCUUUGCCAACCGGUGAUGCAAAUCAAAGGCUGAGUCAUGCUUUUGCAAAUGCUCUUCAGGCACGGAUGGAUGGAACUGGCGCACAACAAUAUGCGGCGCUAGCUUCAAAUAAGAUCACAGCUUCUGGAAUGAUAAAAACCUAUGACACUUACAUUUCAUCCUUUCCAAUCACGAGAACAUCAUUUGUCUUUGCAAAUACAAUGAUUUAUGAAGUAGCUUUGGAAAGUAAAUCACUGCACAUAAUAGAUUUUGGUAUUCUUUAUGGUUUCCAGUGGCCCCUUCUUAUAAAAAAUCUCUCACAAAGACCUGGAGGACCUCCUAAACUUCGAAUAACUGGAAUUGAGCUUCCCCAACCUGGUUUUCGUCCAGAAGAAAUGGUACAAGAGACUGGUUGUUUUUUGACAAAAUAUUGUGCACGAUUUGGAGUACCAUUUAAGUACAAUGCCAUAACAACUCAAAGUUGGGAGACAGUUAAACUUGAGGAUUUAAAGCUUGUGACUGGUGAGAUUGUUGCUAUUAACUGUUUGUAUCGAUUCGAAAACCUACAUGAUGAAACAGUUGUUGAUUUUGAUACUCCGGAUUUCCCCAAGGGUGCAGUUCUAAACUUAAUCCGCAAAAUAAAUCCAAAAAUUUAUGUGCAAUCAGUUCUAAGCGCAGCCCACAACUCUCCUUUCUUUUUUACUCGGUUCCGAGAAGCUCUCUAUUUCUACGCUGCAAACUUUGAUAUGUAUGAUGCUACUUUACCCGGUGAUGAUCCUCAGAGGUUGAGUAUUGAAGAAUCCAGGGCAUGUGAAAUAAUGAGUAUCGUAGCUUGCGAGGGCAUGGAAAGAUUAUAUAGGCCUGAAACAUACAAGCAGUGGCAUUUGCGUAAUAUGAGAGCUGGGCUAAAGCCUAUGCCCGUUAGCCCGGAGCUUGUGAAGGAUUUAAGAGACAAGGCGGAGGCAAGGUAUCGCAAAGAGUUUCUGUUUUCAGAAGAUGGUCAUUGGAUAUUGCAGGGAUGGAAAGGUAGAACUUUUUGUGCUAGCUCUUGCUGGGAAUCUGCAGAAUGAGAAACUAAGAAACUAUGAUAGCAUGGAAGGUAGCAUGUUUACAUUAUUUACUGGUGCCAACAUGCCAAGGCCCUAACUUUUACUGAGAUGUUCUGAGAAAGUGCUGUUUGGGAACAUCAAUUAUGGUUGUGGUCUAGUUUUGGAUGCAUUCUCUUUGAAAGUAGUUCCAGGUGAUCAUUUGAUCGUGUGAAAAUACAUGCUCUCCAUGGUAGUUCAUGGCAUUCUCUAACAUGAAACCUUGUCUUACUCUCUUUAACCUGUUGAUGCUAAUGGGCUUUUGUUCGUUUAUGAUUAAAUGCUUUCCUUUUUAUCCAAGUUAAAUGUUCAUCUCACUUUUGUCUAUAUCUCUAGUAUAAUUUGUGUCAUUAUUCCUUGAUGGUACAGUUUCCU